Teleopsis dalmanni is the source of this 474-nucleotide messenger RNA. RefSeq names its product extracellular superoxide dismutase [Cu-Zn]-like. The transcript is spliced from 4 exons. Gene Ontology annotation, biological process: removal of superoxide radicals. Bases 136 to 474 code for a protein of 112 amino acids. Lineage: Eukaryota; Metazoa; Arthropoda; Insecta; Diptera; Diopsidae. Gene Ontology annotation, molecular function: copper ion binding; superoxide dismutase activity. The record is from RefSeq and is a predicted model, not a curated record.
AAAAAUCAGUUCAACUUCGGCAUUCGAACAGUUCAGUUCAUUUCGGGAAAUCGUAUAAAAAUUGUGCAAAUUAAUAUAUCCAAAAAAAAGAAUUAAAUAUAACUUAAUCAAACAGUGCACAAAUAUAAUUAGUUAAUGAAUAAAAUGUUCUCCAAUCAUGUAAUUGUGGCAGCCUUGGCCUUAUGUGUAGUGGCUGUACGCGCCGAGAAAAUCGCACCUAUACAAGCUAUAGCGUAUCUUGAUGAUCCAGCAGGUGUUUCCCAAGUAAAGGGAAACAUUACAUUCACACAAAAUGCUUGCGGUGAAAAUGUUUACAUUCGUAUUUAUGUCACUGGACUCACACCUGGUAAACACGGAUUCCAUGUGCAUGAGAAAGGCGAUUUGACUAAUGGCUGCUUAAGCACCGGUGGACAUUAUAAUCCAGAUAAGAUUAUUGAAUGCCGUAUAAAUGAUUUGAAGUAUGAGGAAAAUUAA